Molecule: messenger RNA, 1704 nt
Organism: Gossypium raimondii (Peruvian cotton)
Lineage: Eukaryota; Viridiplantae; Streptophyta; Magnoliopsida; Malvales; Malvaceae
Product: transcription factor MYC2
Exons: 1
Coding region: 147-1577 (476 amino acids)
Biological process (GO): regulation of DNA-templated transcription
Cellular component (GO): nucleus
Molecular function (GO): transcription cis-regulatory region binding; DNA-binding transcription factor activity; protein dimerization activity
Source: RefSeq, a predicted model, not a curated record
CAGGCGAUUACACUGCAAAGAACCCAAAAGUUCCUCCAAGCUCACAGGACAAGGUAAAAAGCUAGUAGUGAAAAUCAAGCAAAAAAACUGUUGCAGCCUCAGAGCUAUCCCAGUUCACACGCCUCUUUUGUUUUUGUCUGUCAGCCAUGGAAGAACUAAUAAUCUCUCCAUCUUCAUCUUCUUCAUUAGUCUCUUUUUCACACGAAACUCCUCCUUCAACUCUGCAGCAGAGGCUCCAACAUGUGCUGGAAAGCCAGAAAGAUUGGUGGGCGUACGCUAUUUUCUGGCAGACAUCAAACGACGACCUGGGACGGCUGCUCUUGGCUUGGGGUGACGGUCACUUUCAAGGCACUAAUGAGUCUUCAAAACCGGGUGCCAACCACUUCCAGGGUGAACGAAGGAAGGUGAUGAAAGGGAUCCAAGCCCUCAUCGGGGACAACCACGACAUCGAUAUGGGUGAGGCUGAAUGGUUCUACAUGAUCUCACUGACACGGUGUUUCUCGGCGGGUGAUGGGAUCCCGGGCAAGUGUCUUACUACUGGGUCUUUGGUGUGGUUAACUGGUGCCCAUGAGUUGCAGUUCUACAAUUGUGAAAGGGCUAAAGAAGCACAAUUGCACGGCAUUGAAACCCUGGUUUGCAUACCCACUUCUUGCGGGGUUCUUGAGCUUGGCUCUUCCGAAAUUAUAAGGGAAAACUGGGGAUUGGUCCAACAAGUUAAGUACCUAUUCGGGUCGGAUCUCAUUCGCCUUUUACCAAAACAAUCCUCUCCAAACCAGUUCCUUGAUAGAAACAUCUCAUUUUCAGACAUGGGGGUAAUCGCCGGCGUUCAAGAGCAAGAACAUGCAUCCCUUGGUUUUAAAACCAAGAAAGAUUGUCCAAAACAUGGGGAACUGUCUUUCGUGAACUCAGACCAUUCGGAUUCCGAGUGUCGAUUCCGUGCCGCCACGGAGAGUAACAGUAAUAGUAAUACAGAGAAGAGGAUCCCGAAGAAACGAGGGAGGAAACCGGGUUCGGGACGAGAGACAUUGUUGAACCACGUGGAAGCAGAAAGGCAACGCCGUGAGAAGCUGAACCACAGAUUCUACGCUCUACGAGCAGUAGUCCCGAACGUGUCGCGCAUGGACAAAGCAUCCCUCUUAUCCGACGCCGUUGCAUAUAUCAACGAGCUAAAGUCGAAAAUCGAAGACCUCCAAUCCGAGCUUGGGAGGGACCGUAAGAAAGUGAAAAUAGAAACGGUGGAUGGCAUGGAUAACCAAAGCACCACCACGUCGGUGGAACAAGCAGCCAAGCCUAGCAGCAAUUCAUCGUCCGGGAAUGCUGGGUCUAAUGGGUUUGAGCUAGAUAUCAAGAUCAUAGGAAAUGAUGCAAUGAUUAGGGUCCAAUCAGAGAACGUGAACCAUCCAGCUGCUAGGUUAAUGGAUGCCCUUCGUAAUUUGGAGUUUCGAGUUCAUCAUGCAAGCAUGUCGUGCGUUAAUGACCUCAUGAUCCAGGAUGUUGUCGUAAGUUUCACUGAGAACGGGUUCGGACUGCAUGAACAAGGCCUUAAAUCUGCUAUUCUCACCAGGCUAGACCAGUAAACUUCUACUGCUGCUGCUUCUUCUUUUACUUGUUCGGAUUUCGCUUUUACCUUUUUUUGGUUUUACCUUUAAUUCUACUUGUCAUGAUUAAUAAAUAAGACAAAGUAUUUAAAUUUCAGUUUUUGUA